AACAUGUAAUACAUAUUUUCCACAUACGACUCUCUACGCUUUCCUGGAAGCUAAAUAUACAGAGCAAGUUUGAAUCUAUAUAUACAUAGAGAGAGAGAGAGAGAGCAAAGCAAAAAGGUUGAACGGUUUGAAAGUUGAUGUUAUUUGAGUUUUUUAUUUUCUGAGAUGGGUUUCUCUGAAAUGGGCAAUGGAUGCAAGGAUCACCCAAAUCAUCAACAAAAGCAAGGGGUUUGCGCUUCAUGUUUAAGAGAAAGGUUAUCUCGUCUUUGCUCAGCUUCAUACACAGAAACUAAUUCAACGCUUUUCCUUUCUUGCUCUUCUUCACUCUCCUUUUCUCCUGCGCCUGACUACUCUUCGCCUUCAUCUUCGACCUCGGCCUCCCCUGACGCUCGACAUCGUAAGCGGAACGGUUCUGGCGUGACGUCAAUCGUGAAGCCGCUGUCGUCGUCUUCGUCUUCCUCUUUUAUGUUAAAGUUUGGUAGUACCAAAGGUUUGAAGAAGAGUAGAUCGAUUGCUUGUGUAGCAAGGAACUUGGAUGAUGAAGAACUCAAGAGUGGGAAGAAUAAGAAGAAAGGGUUUUGGUCUAGGUUGCUGAGUUUCAAAGGGAAGAAGAAUGUUCUCUCGCAUUCAAUGAGUAUGAGAUUAAUGAUUGGAAGAGUGAAUUGAUUUCCUAGGGUUCAAUUUCGACGAUAAUUUGUGUUUUUUUUUUUCCUUUUCCUUUUCUUUUUUUGUUACAUAAUUGUGAGAUCAAAAUGAAAGAUUUGAUGUAGGUUUUAAGUCUGUUGAGACGAGGUGAACUCGUCAAAACUCUUCUUCUUAAACAGUUAUAAAAUUUGUAAUACUUGUUUCAUUAUAAAAAAAAAUGAUUGCACAA
Messenger RNA from Gossypium arboreum, 874 nucleotides. RefSeq lists its product as uncharacterized. Lineage: Eukaryota; Viridiplantae; Streptophyta; Magnoliopsida; Malvales; Malvaceae. The transcript has a single exon. The record is from RefSeq and is a predicted model, not a curated record. Bases 166 to 666 code for a protein of 166 amino acids.